AUGAAAUCGGAGAUUAAGAGAGUGAAAAAUUUGAAAAAAAUUGGGAAAGGUGAUGAUAACUUUUUAGUAGGUAAUUUUGAUCCUGGGACUGAUAAUGAGAAUUUGAUAUGGAAAGAUGGUGUUAAUGAUGAAACGCACGACGAAAUUAAGAAAAUAUUUGAUACUUUAAAAAAAUCUUCCACAGGGGUUCCAACUUACAAAGGAUUUCCUAUUUUUGAUAGGGAAAAACAAAAAAAAACAAAAGUUGACAACACUACUGAUGAUAAGGAAAAAAAUCGCCGAGAAUUCGAAAUAACAGGAACAGGUGGUACAAUUAUUGAAAAUACUGAAACUACUUGCGUUUUCAGUAAUAUUGACACUUUUCGCCAAGUGUUUACGGAUGAAAAUAAAGUGGGGCAAAAACAAUGCCGAGGCUUUGAACCGGGUGAUAUUAUAAAAGAUGGUACUGAUUAUAUUUAUAUUGUUAAAAAUAACUCGCCGGGUAAUUCGGUCAAGGAUAGUACGGCACUUAUUGUUGAAGAUGAUGUUGUUGACAAAACAGGGCAGAAGAAAAAUACAGAGUUAAAAAGCAAUGAAGCCACACGAAACAUUUUUGACAUUCUUCAUGCUGGUGAUAAUAGUAAUGCCGAUUUAAUUAGAACCGGAAAAAACGAUAAUGUUAACAACAUGAUUAAACAUUAUUUUCAAUUCGAUUUAGGAAAUGAAGGAGAAAAUGUUAGUCAAUACGAAAAGCAGUUAGACACGUAUUACCUAGCGGCUCGAGCCAAUAAUAAUUUUAAUCCUUCUUAUGAAGAUGGUACUAAAUCGAGUGCUUCUGAUGCUGAUAAAGAGAAUAAGAACAAAAUUGAUAAGGCUUACGAUGAAGCCAAAGCGGUAUUAGAAUUACUAAAAGUAAAUUACUCAGACAAAACUAAGGUUGACGACAGUAAAGCCACCGCAGAUGAAGCGAAAUUAAAGGCAGCCCAAACAAAGUUUGAUGGACUGAAAAAUGAUAUAAUUGCUAAACUUAAUCAAAUUAAGGGUAGAAGUGGACAAGGACCAAAUGACAAACUAGCCACCGAAGAUGAGAUAAAAGCUAAACUCUUUGACACUGAAAAUCCGGAUGAAAUUGGCAAGAAAAUUAUUGACGCGGCCAAGGGGAAAAUUACCACGGGUCAACUUGAUAAAUUCAAAACUUUGUAUGAGGCCCUGAAAAAAACUCACGGGUCUAGUUUCACGGCCGAUAAGGCAACCAAAGAUGCCAUCAGUCCGUAUGUCAAGGAUUUCGAGCCAAAACAGCAAAAAACUUCGUUACAAGAAGCCCAAGAGGCCUUGAAAGCGGCUCUGGGAGCCAAAGAGAUUUAUGAGAUUGCUAAGAAAGUUAUCGACGGAAAGGAUAGUAGUAAUGAAGGGUCAAAAUUAAAAGCACUUACUACUUAUCAAGCUAAUCAAAAGGCUCUCGAUAAAGUAAAAGCGGAAACUAAAAAUGCCGUAAAAUUAGGAGACGAAGAAAAAGCCAGAAAGGCUGCCGAGGAAGGGAAAAAUAUCCCCAAGUAUGACUCUGACGAAAGAAUUAAAACAAGAGUUAAUAACCUGAUAGUCCGGGCUCCAUUGGCGGCGAAAUUAGUUAAACUCAACACUGAGGACAGCAAAUUAUUGGCUAAAUUAUUGAUUAAGGACGUAGUCAAGUAUAGUGACAAGGAUGGUGAGACUAAGAAAAAUAAAACUCAUUUAGCAAGGUUGGAAGAAAUGGAGAAAGAUUUAAAGGAUUUCCAAAGUUCCACAUCAGGUGAAAAACACAAAGCUUAUACUCAUGAUGCAGGAAUUGCCCCGGCUGUCACUGCUUUAUUAGAGGAGAUUAAGAAGCAAAAAGCACUAUUCGAGAAAGAAGAAGACAAAAAAAAACAAAAAUCUGGUGAUGACAAACCAUUCUUGAAAACUCCACUAGGUUAUUUGACGAUUGGUAUAGUAGUGUUAGCUGUAAUAGGAGCGAUUGCUUACUUUAUCAAAACUAAUAGUAGUGAAGAAGGUGAAGAAAAAGUACUCGCCACCAUUAGUGAAGUAUUAGGAAAGGCCGAUAAAAUAGAUAAAGAUAUCUUUUAUCAGGAAGUAGAGAAAAGUAUUCGACCCGAUAUUUCAACUGGGGAAAUAUUUAAGAUGUUAUUAGUAGCAAAAGAUAUUUUGGAUCAGCGUUUGCUACAAUUUGACUUGGAAAAAUUAAGUCAAGCACUAGUUCUGGAACGAGAUGAAUUAUUUAAUUAUCUCGGGUUAGAAACUUUGACUGGUCCAAUAAAUGAGCCAGCUAAGAAUGAGAAAGCGAUUAGUUUUUAUAAUCUUAUUUCUGGUUUACGUUUUGUCCCCAGUACUCCCACUUUAUUCCAUGCCGGUUUAACCCGCGCCCAAUUAAGUUCUUGUUUUUUAACCACGGUUAGCGAUGACUUAAAUCACAUUUUUAAGUCUUUGAAUGACAAGGCUAACUUACUAAAAUAUUCCGGGGGAGUAGCCACCGACUGGACUAAUUUACGAGCCCUUGGUUCACUCAUUAAAUCAAUUGACAAUGAAAGCACUGGUUUAAUUCCUUUCUUGAAGUUGGCUAAUGAUACGACCGGAGCCAUUAACCACCAUGUUGGAGUAGUUCACUGUUCUAAUCUUUGUACCGAAAUUACUCUUAAUACUUCGGAAAAAGAAACGGCAGUCUGUAAUCUCGGUUCAGUUAAUUUAGCCCGACAUAUUAAGAAAGGAAAAUUAGAUAAUGACUUAUUAAAGGAAACUAUUACUAUCGCUAUUCGCAUGCUCGAUAACGUUAUUGACCUGAAUUAUUAUCCAACCAAAGAAGCCGCCUAUUCUAACUUCCAACAUCGGCCAAUUGGCUUGGGAAUGAUGGGCUUUCAGGAUGCUCUCUUUCAAUUAAACAUUAAUUAUAACUCACCUUUGGUCUUAGAAUUUACCGACCAGUUAACGGAAAAAUUUUCUUAUUACGCCAUUUCCGCCUCCGCCCAGUUGGCCCAAGAAAGAGGAACCUACACUAGUUAUCCGGGUUCCAAAUGA
Molecule: messenger RNA, 3027 nt
Organism: Entrophospora sp. SA101
Lineage: Eukaryota; Fungi; Glomeromycota; Glomeromycetes; Entrophosporales; Entrophosporaceae
Source: the annotation of a GenBank genome assembly